UGGGCAGGGCUCCAAAGGUGCAGCCGCCGCUUCAAGUUAGCUGUAAAUUGCACAACUUCCAGCGCCUCGUUACGCUCCGGGACUAGCAAGGAGCUGGCAGGAGCCGGGGCCCCUGCAUGGUGCGGCUCCGGCCCGGGGGCGACCAUGGCUCCCUUUGGCAGGAGCGUGCUCAAAGCCCGGCACACGGCCAGAUCUGCAAGCAAGGACAUGGCUUCAAAUGAAAGGGAGAUUGUCAUUUGGGUUUGCCAAGAAGAGAAAAUUGUGUGCGGACUGACAAAGCGCACAACCUGUGUAGAAGUGAUCCAAGCUCUGCUAGAAGAACAUCAAGCUACAUGUGGGGAAAAAAAGUUUCUUUUUGGAAAAGCUAGUGAUUAUUGUAUCAUAGAAAAAUGGAGAGGCUCGGAAAGGGUCCUCCCCCCUCUGACAAAAAUCUUGAGACUUUGGAAGGCGUGGGGGGAAGAACAGCCUAAUUUGCACUUUGUUCUGGUGAAAUCAGAUGCUUUUCUCCCAUUUCCAUUGUGGAGGACAGCUGAAGCUAAGGUAGUUCAAAACACAGAAAGACAAUGGGAGCUCAGCCCAGCAAAUUACAUGAAGACAUUGCCAGUGGACAAACAAAAGAGAAUUGUCAGAAAGACUUUCCGGAAACUGGCCAAACUUAAACAAGACAGUAUUCAGCAAGAGAGGGACAGUAUGGAGACCCUGAUUCAUCUGAUCAUUUCCCAAGACCAUACCAUUCAUCAACAAGUCAUCAGAAUGAAAGAGUUGGAUAUGGAGAUUGAAGAAUGUGAAGCCAAAUUCCAUCUAGAUCGAGUAGCAAAUGAUGGAGAAAACUAUGUGCAGAAUUCUUAUCUAAUGACCAGUCCAAAUGAGGAUGAACAACAAUCAAAUAUACCAUUUGCUCAAAAUCAGAUGCAUGAAUAUUUAGACAACAGUGAUGGAAUUUUGCAGGUGGAAGAGGGACUGAGACAUCACAAAUUACUAAUAAAAAAACUCAAUGCUGAAAUUGAAGAAGAAGUAAAAAGUAUGUCCGUUGACACACAUGGAGAUGAUGAGUCUCCAUCUAAUGGGGCAUCUAAUGGUGAACUGGAAGACUCAGAUUUAGAAAGUGUUAAACUUGAGCUGGAAAAAAGUAUGAAAGAUGGCCUGAGAAUCAAUUCUUAUUUGAAUGCCAUUCAAAAAGAACUUAGUUACAGAGAGCUACUACUUCAAAAGAAGGAGAAAGAAUAUGAACUCCUUGCAGAAGAGUUUAAUUUGCUACACGUUAAAGACAAUAUUGAAACUACAUUUUCACCCAGUGAAGAACAAGCCAACGGCAGCGAGAACUCCAGCAAAGGCACUGUGGUGUCUGACUUUGUUCGUAGAGUGACUAAUUUAGAUAUCAAUGAUACUGACUCUGACACUGGAAUCAGCUCUACUCACAGUCAAGACUCUGAGACAACAUUAGGAGAGAUGAUUCUGUUAUCAACAUAAUUGAAGACAGUUACGAACAUGACUAAGAACAAUUUAACAACAAUCGCCUUUGGAUAUUUAUUACCAUUUAAAAACCUUGCUAUUACAGGAGCUCAGUGCUGGGAGGUGGAGCACACUGACCUCAAUCCAACAGCCAUGUUCACAUACACAUGACCAAGUACAUGGGACUAUUCACAUACACAUACAUGCACAAACUUAUGCAUGUACUUAAGCAUGUGAAUAUUGUAUAGGCUUAAAACAACGUGCUUUGCUGGAUCAGUGUCAAACUGCUCAGCACUUGAAAGUGGAGCCUCAGUAGGACAGGAGGAUUCUGUUUGGAAAUGGGAUGGAAUCAAAGUACAGGUUGUGAAAUCCCUUGAUCCCUGAGUCCAUCUCUUCAUCUGAAUAAUCUUGUAGGAGCACGGAUAUAAAAAAAAAUGCAUCAAAUCAAUUGGGCAGCUUGAUUCUCUGUUCUGUUACACUGACUUUAUUCAUCUGAAGUUGAGUUGAACUGAUCUAAUACUGUAAGGGAAUAUAAGGUCAGGCACACAAUCUAGGAAAAUUUAGUUUUCAUGAUGUUGUAAAGACAAAUAAAAAGCAUGUGCUAUUUAUGCAGUAUAUUUAAAUUUCAUUGCCACAGAUCACAAAGGGUAACAUUCCAUAAGUAUCUGAGUCAUAUUUUCAAAAGUGAUCUUGUUUCCAUGGAGUGUAAACUGCGCACAGUUUCAGUAUGUCUUAGGCUCUUAAAGGCUAAUGCCAUAAACAGAGGCACCUAACUCUUGCUAUAGUCGCCUAUUUUCAGCUAUUCACUGCCAUUGAGAUCCUUAAAACCCCUGCUUAGCUGCUUUCUGACUCUUGUUGUGCCUAGAUUUUUGAUAGUCAAAUUCAAUUCUUCUGGUACAGAACUAUAGGCCCUGUUGCCCUCUUACUGAGAGUCCCAGUUCUCAUCUAAGCCCAAGAGUCACUCUCAGCCUAGCAUUCCCCUGCCUAUCUUUGCCUAUAGCUAUGGAUCUACUAUGUAUUCUUGGUGCGUGCUUCCUAGAUCAGGAUUUGCCUAAAAAUCAGGUAGGGAUGGGACAUUUUGGUGUGAGCUAGCUGGGUAUAUAAGUAAUUUCCCGCGCCCCACACUGGUUAGAGCAUUGAUAUAGAAGGGCUGCUGUCAAAACCUUUUCUUCAUUUGAAUAUAAUGAGAGGUUUAAACCUCUCUUUCUUACUUCCUGGGUGAGGGUUAUUGGGUAGGCUGGGAUGAAUCUCAGUCUUUCCUGUUGAAAUGUUGCCACUUCCUAUGACUAUUCAUUGAGGCAGAGAAGAAACAGAAUGAGAAAUAAAUUAUAGUGUGAUGGUUAAGGUAUUCACCUGGGAUGUAGCAGAAUCAGAUUCAAGAUAACUGAUCGGUAAGCCAGCUUGCUGGUUUCUGGGAGCCUUGGUUUUAGAUGCCUAAAUCCCACCCACACCUUUUCCUAAAAGUAUUCUCUAUAUAAUGAAAUAAGAUGUGUACCUAACUUAGAUUUGAGAAUUCCAUUAUGAGGAAGGCACCUAUAAGCCAAGCGUUACAACUUUGAGUGUUUCGGUGCCUAAAUCUCUCUCUUUAAGCACUUUUGAAUAUAUUCCCUAAAAUCAAACUGCACAUAUUAAUGGGAAUUUUAAGGAGUGCUAGCUAAACAAAAACAAAGUUCAGUUACUUAAAUCUUGGACAUUUAUUAAAGGACAGUAUUUAGAUGGCAUAAAUGUAAAGGACUGGUAAUUUUAGCCAUGUUUUUUCCUUCGACUAUAGUUUGGAGUCCACUGGUUCGUUUCCCUGAUUGACGGACAAUGUAGUUUUCAGAAUGACCAAAGCACUUAAACUGUGCUUGUAUAGAUGAAUUGGAGAAAAUCUUUCCUAAGUAAUGCAAACAGUUCUUGUUUUGAAGACUUCUGAACCCCAGUUACAUUAUGAAGAAAAAAAUUUGUUCUAUCUGUCUGUGUUGGCUGCCUUAAGAUACCUUGUUUCAUACCA
Molecule: messenger RNA, 3445 nt
Organism: Alligator sinensis (Chinese alligator)
Lineage: Eukaryota; Metazoa; Chordata; Crocodylia; Alligatoridae
Gene: RASSF9
Product: Ras association domain family member 9
Exons: 2
Coding region: 145-1470 (441 amino acids)
Biological process (GO): signal transduction
Source: RefSeq, a predicted model, not a curated record